GUUGAUAAAGCAGCUCUUGUCAAACGUCACCAGCAAGGCUGGCUAAUGGAAGUGACUGACAGCUUGGACCAGUGCAUCCAGAGGCUCAGGGAAGCGAGAAAAAAGAAGGAGGUGCUCAGCCUCGGUUACCAUGGCAACGUGGUGGAUCUCUGGGAGCGCCUGGUCCAUGAACUGGACACCACAGGGGAGCUCCUGGUGGACCUAGGUUCGGACCAGACGUCUUGCCACAACCCCUUCAACGGCGGCUACUACCCGGUGCAGCUGGGCUUCACAGAGGCUCAGAGUCUCAUGGCCUCCAACCCUGCUGAGUUCAAAGGCUUGGUCCAGGAGAGCCUGAGGAGGCACGUCUCGGCCAUCAACCGUCUGGCCCAGGAGAACUUCUUCUUUUGGGACUAUGGCAACGCCUUCCUCCUAGAGGCUCAGCGAGCAGGAGCAGAUGUGGAGAAGAAAGGGGCCAAUAAGAUGGAAUUUCGCUACCCCUCCUAUGUCCAGCACAUUAUGGGGGACAUAUUUUCCCAGGGAUUCGGGCCUUUCCGCUGGGUCUGCACAUCCGGGGACCCCGAGGACCUAGCUGUCACGGAUCAGCUAGCCACAUCUGUGCUGGAGAAGGCCAUCGCUGAGGGAGCAACGACGGAGUCUGUGAAACUACAAUAUAUGGACAAUGUCCGCUGGAUCCGCGAGGCGGCCAAGCACCACCUGGUGGUGGGCUCCCAGGCACGGAUUCUCUACUCGGACCAGAAGGGCCGCGUGGCCAUCGCUGUGGCCAUUAAUCAGGCCAUCGCCAGCGGGAAGGUCAAGGCACCCGUGGUUCUCAGCCGUGACCACCACGACGUCAGUGGCACUGACAGCCCGUUUAGGGAGACCUCCAACAUUUACGACGGCUCUGCCUUCUGUGCAGACAUGGCCGUGCAGAAUUUCGUAGGAGACGCCUGUCGUGGAGCUACCUGGGUCGCGCUUCACAACGGAGGGGGCGUGGGCUGGGGAGAGGUGAUCAAUGGGGGCUUCGGCCUUGUGCUGGAUGGGACCCCAGAGGCCGAGCAGAAAGCAAGAGCGAUGCUCAGCUGGGACGUCUCCAAUGGC
Marmota flaviventris (yellow-bellied marmot) is the source of this 1080-nucleotide messenger RNA. NCBI's taxonomy places the organism in Eukaryota, Metazoa, Chordata, Mammalia, Rodentia, Sciuridae. The record is from RefSeq and is a predicted model, not a curated record.